CCCCUCAACCACAAGGUGUUGUGUCCAAGGGUUUCUUAUCCUUUCCGGAAUGCCACCAUAUCAUCUUCCCAAUCAUGCAUGUUCCACUCUACCUAUCACCCGGAACCAUGUCAAUCCCCGGCCUCUUUGCCAAGCCACUCUCUCACCUCCCUGCAAAACGAGGAUUGUCGACGCUUACGUCGAGGAUUAGGAUUACUAUGCUUAAUCAACAGGAUCAUCAUCAGGGAAUAAAAGGCCACGAUGAAACCAGCAGCAGCAGGCCUCUGUACCUCGGGAUAGACUUCGGAACUUCGGGCGCCAGAUACGCUCUUAUUGACAAGCAAGGAGCCAUCCAUUCCCAGGGCAAAAGAACUUACCCACCCGUUGGCAAAGAUGCAACCUUGGAAAGCUCCUGGAGAGAAGCACUGUUCGACCUCCUGAGUGAUAUCCCAUCCAUUCACCGGCCAUCAAUCUCCUCCAUCUCCAUUGACGGGACUUCAUCAACCGCUCUCAUCAUUGACAGGAACAAUGGAGAGCUUCUUGCUGGUCCUUUUCUCUACAACGAGAGCUUCCCGGACGCGCUGCCCACGGUGGCAUCGAUCGCUCCUGCAAACCACACCGUCUGCUCCGGUUCUUCCACCCUGUGCAAGCUCGUGUCCUGGUGGGAGAAGAAUCCUUGGAACGGUGAUGAUUUGGCGAUAUUGAUGCACCAGUCGGACUGGCUGCUCUGGCUUUUGCAUGGAAAAUACGGCGUUUCUGAUUACAACAAUACUCUCAAGUUAGGGUAUGAUCCAGAGAUGGACUCCUACCCAAGCUGGCUCAUGUCACAGCCAUACUCCCACAUGUUGCCUUCUUCUGUCAGAGCACCAGGAGUUUCCAUCGGUUCAAUCAAACAGGAUAUAUGCUCACAAUACGGCUUUUCCAAGAAUUGCCUCGUCUGUACAGGUACAACAGACAGCAUUGCCGCGUUUCUUGCCGCGCGCACCACUGAUCCUGGAAAAGCCGUGACAUCGCUGGGUUCGACUCUGGCAAUCAAGCUGGUGAGCAGGGUUCGCGUGGAUGACGCGAGGUUCGGCGUCUACAGCCACCGCCUGGACGACCUGUGGCUCGUUGGCGGGGCGUCUAACACGGGUGGAGCAGCGCUCCGGAAGCUCUUCAGCGACGACCAGCUGGUGGCCCUCAGCAGGGUCAUCGACCCGUCCUUGCCUUCUCCUCUCGACUACUACCCGCUGCCCGGCAAGGGUGAGAGGUUCCCGAUCUCCGACCCCGACAUGGCGCCCAGGCUGGAGCCUCGGCCUCAGAGCGACGCCGAGUACUUGCAUGGCAUUUUGGAGUCCAUCGCGCGGAUUGAGGCCAGUGGGUACAAACUGCUGAAGGGGCUCGGCGCGACAGCGGUGGAGGAGGUGCUGACGGCGGGGGGAGGGGCGCAGAAUGACAAGUGGACGGCGAUCCGGAAGAGAGUGCUGGGCGUGCCGGUUCGGAAGGCGGAGCAGACUGAGGCGGCCUACGGAGCUGCGUUACUAGCGCUAAGGGGUGCUACUAGUUCGGAGUUGGACCCUUGAGGCGUUUUGUUUUUGAGGGUAUGUGAAUCUUGAGGUUCCACCGGGGGACUUUAGGUGUAUAUAUGAUGAACUGUCCGAUCUUUAAUUGCCGUCCAGAUCUCCUUUCCUCCCCGGCGAUCAUAAGCUUCAUUCUUAGAUGAUUCAAUAAUGGGAUCAAGAUAAAAGAUCAUGUUCCUCCUUUUCAUAGUCUUUAGAAUCUUAUUCAAAAUCA
This is a messenger RNA of Brachypodium distachyon (stiff brome), 1752 nucleotides long. Its product is annotated as D-ribulose kinase. The record is from RefSeq and is a predicted model, not a curated record. Bases 75 to 1541 code for a protein of 488 amino acids. The transcript has 8 exons. Gene Ontology annotation, molecular function: D-xylulokinase activity. Lineage: Eukaryota; Viridiplantae; Streptophyta; Magnoliopsida; Poales; Poaceae. Gene Ontology annotation, biological process: xylulose metabolic process. Gene Ontology annotation, cellular component: cytosol.